Messenger RNA from Periophthalmus magnuspinnatus, 1607 nucleotides. It is a transcript of the gene gpa33b, whose product is annotated as glycoprotein A33 (transmembrane), paralog b. Gene Ontology annotation, cellular component: plasma membrane. The coding region runs from base 92 to 1546 and encodes 484 amino acids. Lineage: Eukaryota; Metazoa; Chordata; Actinopteri; Gobiiformes; Gobiidae. The record is from RefSeq and is a predicted model, not a curated record. The transcript has 7 exons.
CACUGUGAAGGUUAGAAGCCGCUUCUGUUUUAGGUGUUUCAAUAUCUUUCAAAACUCUAUUUAACUUUUUUUUCCUUUUUUUUUUUUAAACAUGACUUUUGAGAUUCUUGGAUAUGUGAAGCUGUUCUUGUUCCUGUCAGCAUGUUUCCAGUGCAGUUGUAUACAAGUUUCUAUUCCAGAGCCACAGUAUGAAGUUGCAAAAGGAAGCGAUAUAACUUUGCCCUGUUCCUUUUCUCCGGCCAGACCAGAUUAUGAACUGUUCAUUCUGAAAUGGGAAGUAGUUCAAGAUAACAAAGGGACUAUCGUGGCAACUUUUUAUUCUAAUUUAAAUCGAGUCGACAUAUCACCUGAUUAUGAGGGCAGGGCAUCUCUGGAUAUUGAUUCUUCUAAAUUAACGAGUGCGCUGCACUUAACGAAGGUGACAAUGGGGGACAAUGGAAACUUCCAGUGCUCUGUCCUGAUUCCUGGAGAUGACGAGGGAACAUCAGCUGCCACAACUUUUGUUUUGGUCCUAGUUCCCCCCUCAUCACCAGUCUGCAGAAUUCAGGGAAAAGCUGAAUAUUGGCAAAAUAUUACCCUGACCUGUGUGUCUGAGGAGGGAUCUCCUGUGCCACAGUAUAAGUGGAAGACCUACAGUGUUGAAAACAUCCCAAGAGCAUUUCCACCAAAGACCACUGAAAAGGAUGGUGCGUUAUCACUCCGCAACAUUUCUAGAGAAAUGUCUGGUUUCUAUGUUUGCACAUCAGCCAAUCGCAUUGGUUCCGUUAGCUGUAACCUCACUUUAGCUGUGAUGCCUGGGGGAUCAAUGAGUGGUGCUACUGUAGGUAUAAUUGGUGGUGUUGUUGGAGCUGUUUUGCUCCUUGCAAUAGUUAUCUUCUGUUGCUACAGACAAAAGAAGAAGAAGGCCAAGUACACAGAAGCGGCUCCUGGAGAAAUUGAGUUUCAUGACAGGGAUGACAUAGAGGGAUCAGAUGGAUACCAAGAAAACAAGAUUCCAAAGAAUCAUGACAUAGACAUUACUGAACAAACCCAACACAGUGAAAAGACUGGACUCGAGAAGUUAAAUGUAGACAUGGAAAGUACGGCUGGCAGUCACAGAAGUCAUAGCAACCAGGAUCGCCUUGAUAACAAUCGUGAUCACUACCGUGAUGAUCAUCGUGGCAGUCGAGAUCGCCUUGACGAUCAUCGUGGCAGUCGAGAUCGCCUUGACGACUAUCGUGGCAGUCGAGAUCGCCUUGACGACUAUCGUGGCAGUCGAGAUCGCCUUGACGAUCAUCGUGGCAGUCGAGAUCGCCUUGACGAUCAUCGUGGCAGUCGAGAUCGUCUUGACGACUAUCGUGGCAGUCGAGAUCGUCUUGACGACUAUCGUGGCAGUCGAGAUCGCCUUGACGAUCAUCGUGGUAGUCGAGAUCGCCUUGACGACUACCGUGGCAAUAGAGAGCACCAUGAUGACUAUCGAAGCAGUCGAGAUCGCCUUGAUGAGGGUAGUCAUCUUUAUGGCAGCCGUGACCAUCUUGACUACUCAGAAAGACGCCGGUAUGAAUAGUUGUGUUACUGAACAGCUUACAGAGUCACAGUAUUUGAAAAUGCAAUGAAUAUUUGGCAAA